AAAAGGUUUCAAAAACUGCAAAAAAAGAGAAGAAACAACACAAGUAUAUAUUUCUUGUCACCAUGCCCCGGAGAUAUGCGUUCGGGAGGGCUGAUGAUGCCACCCACCCUGACUCCAUGAGAGCCACCUUAUCAGAAUUCAUUGCCACUUUCAUCUUUGUCUUUGCUGGCGAAGGCUCUUUACUAGCUCUCGGGAAGAUCUACAAGGAUACAGGCAGUACUCCGUCGGAGCUAGUGGCCAUCGCACUCGCGCAUGCAUUCUCCCUCUUUGCAGCCGUGGCAGUCAGCUUGAAUAUAUCCGGUGGCCAUGUGAAUCCGGCCGUCACCUUCGGCACCCUACUAGGCGGAAGGAUCUCCGUUCUCCGUGCCAUCUUCUACUGGAUUGCCCAGCUUUUGGGUGCUGUUGUGGCAGCGCUCUUGCUGAGGCUUGUCACCAACAACAUGAGACCAGUGGGGUUCUACGUAACGUCUGGGGUUGGGGAGUGGCAUGGACUUAUAUUUGAGAUCGUGAUGACAUUCACCCUGGUUUACACGGUUUUUGCGACUGCCAUUGAUCCCAAACGGGGAAGUUUGGGUACGAUUGCGCCGCUGGCAAUCGGUUUCAUCGUCGGAGCGAACAUCCUGGCGGGUGGGCCGUUUGACGGAGCAUGCAUGAACCCUGCCAGAGCUUUUGGGCCGGCUUUGGUCGGGUGGAGAUGGAGGAACCACUGGAUCUACUGGGUUGGUCCGCUUAUAGGAGGAGGGCUUGCAGGACUAGUAUAUGAGUACAUGGUGAUACCCACGGAGGUUCCUCAUCACACCCACCAGCCCUUGGCUCCUGAAGAUUACUAGUUUAAUUCCCUGUUGUUUGUAAUAAAAUUGCAUGUGGUUUGGCCUUUGCUUUAGUUUAAUUGCUAUCUCACAUCUAUGUUUGCUUUUUUAUAUGUUUUGGGUUGGAACCUUCUGAGUUUGUGCAUUGUC
This is a messenger RNA of Alnus glutinosa, 959 nucleotides long. RefSeq names its product probable aquaporin TIP3-2. Gene Ontology annotation, cellular component: membrane. The record is from RefSeq and is a predicted model, not a curated record. Gene Ontology annotation, molecular function: water channel activity. The transcript has 3 exons. Gene Ontology annotation, biological process: water transport; transmembrane transport. Bases 63 to 830 code for a protein of 255 amino acids. NCBI's taxonomy places the organism in Eukaryota, Viridiplantae, Streptophyta, Magnoliopsida, Fagales, Betulaceae.